Priapulus caudatus is the source of this 1001-nucleotide messenger RNA. RefSeq names its product anaphase-promoting complex subunit 11. Gene Ontology annotation, cellular component: anaphase-promoting complex; nucleus. The record is from RefSeq and is a predicted model, not a curated record. Bases 123 to 377 code for a protein of 84 amino acids. Gene Ontology annotation, molecular function: cullin family protein binding; ubiquitin protein ligase activity; zinc ion binding. Gene Ontology annotation, biological process: anaphase-promoting complex-dependent catabolic process; protein ubiquitination; positive regulation of mitotic metaphase/anaphase transition. The transcript has 3 exons. NCBI's taxonomy places the organism in Eukaryota, Metazoa, Priapulida, Priapulimorpha, Priapulimorphida, Priapulidae.
ACACUACACAGUACAGUAAUCAGUUCUUGUCAACUCGCGGCGUCUGAACUGCCACUGGCCACUGGCACUGCCAGACGCGAGGAAUUUCAAUUAGAUGAUUUAAAUUCAGAAGAGGAUGAAGUAUGAAAGUAACAGUGAAGAGCUGGACCGCUGUUGCAACAUGGCGCUGGGUUGCUAACGAUGACAACUGUGGCAUCUGUCGCAUGGCAUUCGAUGGUUGUUGCCCCGACUGCAAGAUUCCUGGUGAUGACUGCCCUCUAGUUUGGGGUCAGUGUUCACACUGCUUUCACAUACAUUGCAUCAUGAAGUGGCUCAACUCACAACAGGUCCACCAGCAAUGCCCCAUGUGUCGACAGGAGUGGAAGUUCAAAGAAUAACACUGGGGACGCUUCAUCCCUUGCUGUGAAAUUAGAGCUGCACCAAUUUGUCGCCAUCGAAAAGGUGGUGAAUGCUGUGAUAUGACGUUUACCAAAUACUGUUCCAGUUUGCGAUGAAAUGUCUUCAAUCUGAUCUAUGAGGACCUCGUAGGGAAGCUUGUGAUUAGUGACUCAUUUUCAGUGACUUGUUGUUCUGUUCAUCUGGUAAUAUUAGCCAAGCUAAACUUAUAUUUUACAUUGCUGUGGUAAUGAAAGUGGAGCAAAAAAUAGGACUAACUUGGCAUCUCUAUUGUGGCAUACUGUGAGAAGCUUUGAAAUGUCCUUUUUGUGCUAUUUCAUAUCAUUAUUGACAAUCUGUCACAGUGCAUGGUAUGUUAAUAUGAAGUUAUGUUCGAACUAAAGGGCAGGUUUGUAGAGGUUGCAUUUCUUUUGAUUAUAGUUGUUAUUCUGUACAACGUUCUAACAUUUGUUCUGACAAUCUGGAAUCUACUCACUCGACGUGAUGAACCUGAGUGGUAAGUAGUUUAAUGCUAGUUUGUCAGCACCGGUGUGUUGUACGUGUGUGACAAUUCGCUCUAUUAAGAAUUUGUUAGAAAACCCUUGCUGUACUGCUUAUGAAUACAA